Molecule: messenger RNA, 531 nt
Organism: Fusarium pseudograminearum CS3096
Lineage: Eukaryota; Fungi; Ascomycota; Sordariomycetes; Hypocreales; Nectriaceae
Exons: 3
Coding region: 1-531 (176 amino acids)
Molecular function (GO): acireductone dioxygenase [iron(II)-requiring] activity
Source: RefSeq, a predicted model, not a curated record
AUGCGAGCUUACUUCUACGAUGGCCUUCCAGGCGACCAGCGCCUCCCCCACAACUCCGGAAAGCCCGUCAGCGUCGAUGAUCUCAUGAACAUUGGUGUUUACUACUACCAUCUUCCCGAGCUCGAGCAGGUCGACAACCUUUCAAAGGAGCGCGAAUACAAGAACCGUGACGAGAUCACCGUCUCUCCCCAGGCCAUGGGCGACAUUUACGAGACAAAGGUCAAGUCUUUCUUCGCCGAGCACCUACACGAGGACGAGGAGAUCCGCUACAUUCUUGGUGGACGUGGAUACUUUGAUGUUCGAAGCAAGGACGAUGACUGGGUGCGCGUUUUGCUCGAGAAGAAUGACUUGCUUAUUCUCCCUCCUGGCAUUUACCACCGCUUCACCACUGACGAGAGCAACUUUGUCCAUGCCAUGCGACUGUUCAAGGAAGACCCCAAGUGGACGCCUCUGAACCGCGGCCCCGAUGUUGACAAGAACGAGCACCGACAAGAAUACGUGAAGCAGUUCAUUGGCGAGUCUACCGAGUAA